AUGGAUCGAAACCUGUCGGCGCACUGGUGCAGUUCUUUCGUCGUGACGCAGGCAGCUCCAGAGCGCUCCUCCAAGACGCGCCUGAUGGAGGCCUUGCUGGCCCCGGCCAUUGUUUCGAAGCAGCUGAAUCCUCAAGCAGCGUCAUCAACAUUUCCUUCGUUUCACUGGGACCAUCACCAGUCUGGUAGUACCCAGCGCAAGUAUAGGGACCACUCUUUCUCGUUCCCACCACUUGGGGCCGACUCUUCCCACAAGUCACCAUGGCCAUCGUCCAGCCAAGCUAGAGGGCGCCUACCCCUGCUACUACUUCGCCAGGUUUACCAGCAGGGAAUCUACGUGGCCCUGCAGUUUCCGGAACUCCUGUGGUGGUGCCGAGGGGAAGGAGUGGCCCGUGACAACACACCAGAUCUCACCUUCGUGGUGCUGGGAGUUCACUCGUCGCGCUCAUUGCCGGGCAGAUCUUCUGACUUAAUUGUGAGUCAUGGCUUCUCUCCGCAGCGUCAAAGAAGCCAUGAGAAUGUCUCCAGCACCGAGAGUUCAAAUGUCCACGUUCAGAUAUCGGACAUUGCUGGCGACGAAGAUAUUGUAGCAACGACGUACUUUCUGAAGAUAUGCAAGUCAACUAUAUUGAAGCCGUACUCCGUCAUUUUGCAAUUGGUAGCAUGGCGGAAGUUUCGCAAGGACAACCCCACGCGUCACCACCUGUCCUGGAGGUUCAUGAACGUCUUGUACCCAGGCGUUGUCCUGACUCUACUGCUUUUUUAUGCGGCUCUUCAGGGAUUGGCCUGCCCUGGACGUCUAGAGUUCAAAACAACGCAAGCGUCGACUCUCCGGAACGCGACCAGACCCACGCCAAGAAAUGUGACCCCGACACCUGUAUACUAUUACUGGGAGGAAUAUGACGACUACACAACCGGCGUGAUGGGGGAGCAGACGCAGAACUACGAGUCAGAGUUUCUGGGCGACCUGCCGCUGUGCCAGCACCGGCUCACCCUGUACAUCCUGCCCAGCCUGCUGCAGGUGAUCGCCUUCCUCUACGGCUCCUAUAUGUUUCGAAUCAUAGGGGUCGACGAGGAGCUGUACGCCAUCAUGGAAAAGGUGUUUCUGCAGUCAUCGGCAUACUUUACAGAACGGAUCAUCAUAACAAUUACCAGGAGGUUCCUGCUCGCUGGAAUAGUGUGGACGCUUAUGCAGAUAGGGGUACAAGUACUUUACAACUUGGCCGUGGAAACUGAGGAACAGCUUGUGGAGAGAGCAUUUUCAAAGUUACCACAGUGGGAGACGGUGACGCUAAUCGCCGUUCGGAUCAUGGGCCAGCUGGCGAUGACCCUUGUGGAGAUGGCGGUGGUGCUCAACUACUGCACCCAGUGCGAGAUGAUCAUCAUCUACCUGCGCGGUGUGGCGCUGAGGCUGCGAGAGAAGCGCAUCACCAUCCGCGAGGGCAUGCACGAGCUUUUGGCAAGCAAUGACUACAUCAGCCACCUAAACCGCAAUCUCGGAAAGGUUACCGCUCUAUUCAUCAUCAACUUUUCAAUUCAUGCGCUCAUUGGUAUAUUUUUAUUUCUUCUGAACCACGACAAAACACCUAUCGUACUGGCCUACAGGGCAGCUUACCCGGUCGUGUGGAUAAUCGCCAUGUUUGCUUCACUCUAUCAGGCUUCCCGCGUGACGGCUGUGGGGUUGAAAAUCUCGAAGAUCAGCAUCGAGUCGAGAGUAUUCGGCUACCAGGACGUGCAAGGCUUCGAUCUCGACUCUUUUGUUCUAUUCGUGGGGAACAUGAAACUCAGGGCCAAGAUGUUCGGAACGGCGAUAUGGCCAUCCACUCUGCUCUUCUUCUUCGGUGGCACGGCACUGGUUGUGUACCUGCUUGUUAUCUGCGACGUGCUCACCAACCCCGUCAUGGGUUCCUUCCUCUGAGCUACAGAUCUCGCACGGUUUUCCAGCUUCACAACUUAACACAAGGGAUGGAAGUGCAAAUGAACUUAUACCGGGGUCAACGAGGUCGACCACGCUUCUGCUCUCCGGCGCUACCUCGCUGUCGUGCCAGCACUUGUGCGCAUAAGCCAGUUUUACCAUCUCUGACGUUCACU
Messenger RNA from Rhipicephalus microplus (southern cattle tick), 2090 nucleotides. RefSeq lists its product as uncharacterized. The record is from RefSeq and is a predicted model, not a curated record. NCBI's taxonomy places the organism in Eukaryota, Metazoa, Arthropoda, Arachnida, Ixodida, Ixodidae.